AUGUCGUCAGCUAAAGCCGCCAUCGCUACCACACCAUCUCCCCAAGCCAACAACGACCGAGGGUAUGCUGCCUCAAGCUACUUCCACCAGCAGCAGCAACAGCAACAGCAGCAGCAGGAACAGCAGCAAUCAAGUUAUCACCAGGGUGCUCCAGACGUCGAGAACUCGUCCAACACAUACUCAAACUCGCAGGGCGAGUAUGGCGGCCACGUCGUCGCUCCGCUGCCUAUCCGUCCUGCGAAAUUUACCGAGGAGUGGGAUGCGAGCCAACGGGGGAGUUCCAUAAUCGACGGCCCAGCGUCUGGCGGCAACAUGCAGCGAUCUAGCGUCAUCUCUGUCCCUGGUGCUGGCAUCACGGGCGACGGCACAUCAUCUCUGUCUCGCGGGAAUACCCUGAGGAAGAAGCCAUCUUUGAGGCGAAGCGCAAGUUUGAAACGAAGCGGCAGCCGUCGGAGCACGAGGGCCGGGAGUGUUAGGAGCCUGGCUCUCCAGCCAACCACGGACCGGGAUGAGAUGCAUAGCGCCUUCUACUGCCCUGUCCCAACCGCGGGGAGUCCUACCGAAGUUCUUGCGAAUCGUUUCCAAGCCUGGCGCAAGAUUCUAAAAGACAUCAUCACAUACUUCAGAGAAAUCCAGACACACUACGAGCACCGGGCAAAAUCACUCAUCAAACUCUCAAACGUACUCAACAACACCACGACCCCGCCGGGGUUCCUCGCAUCUGGUGGUCUGGACGACGCACUGCAGAUCUUGAGGAACUACAACAAGCAAGCUAUAGUCGAAGCAAACAAGGCUAGGGAGAUUGAAGAGGAUGUCAUCCUUGCCCUCACUGGGCUACGCAGCGACCUCCACCAAAAGAUAAAGGAGAUCAAAAACCUAGCGGGCGACUUCAAGAAUACCGUCGAAAAGGAGAUGGAUAGCACACGGAGGGCUGUGAACCAGCUACAGGACGUCCUGGGUCAGGCCGAGCUCGACACCGCUCUGACCACCGGCAAACAAGAUCCGUACCUCUUGAGGCUUGCUGUUGAUCGGCAGCUGGAGAGGCAGAUCGAUGAGGAAAACUAUCUUCACCAGGCCUACCUGAAUCUGGAGAAUUCUGGAAAGGAGCUUGAAUCGAUCGUCGUGGGCGAGAUUCAAAAGGCAUAUAAUGCCUAUGCCAGCAUUCUCAAGCGGGAAUCGGACGCGGCUUACGGCACCAUCGAAGAGCUCCGUGUCGGUCCCAUCGCAAUGCCGAAGGAUACAGAAUGGACAUCAUUUAUUCGUCGGGACGACCGAUUCGUAGACCCGGAGCUGCCCAUGCGAUCGGUCGAGUUUAUACACUACCCAGGCCGUGAUCAUUACGCAUGCCAGGAGAUCCGGGCAGGCCUUCUGGAACGCAAGAGCAAGUACCUGAAGAGCUACACAGCUGGAUGGUAUGUUCUUUCACCCACUCAUCUACACGAAUACAAGUCGGCGGACAAGACGCAAGCGCCGGUUAUGUCGCUCUAUCUCCCAGAGCAGAAAUUGGGAUCACAUUCCCAAGAAGGCGGCUCGUCCAAUAAAUUCGUCCUCAAGGGUCGGCAAACUGGAGCCAUGCACCGUGGCCAUACCUGGGUCUUCCGCGCCGAGAGCCACGAUACGAUGAUGGCAUGGUACGAUGACAUCAAAACCUUGACAGAGCGAACACCAGAGGAACGUAACAAUCUUGUGCGCGGCAACAGCCGUAGCUUCAGCCGGUCAUCACAGCGGUCUUCCAUGGACAGCGAUGUAGUAGUCGACGACGAGGAGGAUCCUCCGUUCGCGGCGACUGUGUCCUCGGUCAACAACCAACAGCCAAGGCAAGACGGUCUGUCGCGACGUCCUUCAGGUGGGCGGUUCCCAUCUGACCUCCAGGUGAACGCGCAAAGAGGCUUACAGGUUCCAAUCUCACCUCUUAGUGUGAGCUCCGGAUAUGAUGAAAACCCUAACCAUGACUAUCUCACGGCGAGAGUCUCUCCUGGGAGUCAACCGUCCGGGCAGCCUCAGAGCGGCUUUCAAGGAACCGGUCAGACAGCUAGAGUCCCACAGGAUGUCUUCCAGCAACAGUCAGCGAACCUUGACGGGCCUAGUAACGAGCCAAGCCAAUUUCCUAAAGCUGUCAGCCCCUCAAACGGCUCAGUGUUUGACGGCGUCGACGCGACCAAGACGUAUACGGCCGAGGCCGGGCACGCCUGGGCCAACCCCGUACCUAUCUCGCUGCCAGUUUCGAAGCAGCCACACCAACCCACAACACCGUCGCCAGGGAGCCGCGUCACCCGUGAGCAAGCGCUCAACUCGCAGACCAUGGGAAUGACGAAUGGCCCGAGCACUCUUAACAGGGUGGAAUCCCGAGGGACUGAGCACCGGGAGGAGGGAGCCGUGUCCGAGACAAACGGCAACGCUACUGUCGGGGAAGGCAAAGCGGCCCGGCCAGGCGCCAUGAUGGCGGUCCGAACCGACAGUACUCCGUCUGUGUCGCAUCUCCACGUUCCAGGUGAAUAUCCAAGAGGGUCAGUCUCAGCACUUUGA
Messenger RNA from Canariomyces notabilis, 2526 nucleotides. RefSeq lists its product as uncharacterized. The record is from RefSeq and is a predicted model, not a curated record. Lineage: Eukaryota; Fungi; Ascomycota; Sordariomycetes; Sordariales; Chaetomiaceae. The transcript has 4 exons. Bases 1 to 2526 code for a protein of 841 amino acids.